UGCAUAUUCGAUUUUCCCUGAUUUUGUACAUGCUUCAAUGGCCGUCACAAGUUCUGGCGGAAACUCGUUUGAUAUUCCGUAUGCAUCGACGUCAUUUACAGCGUUUAUUCCGUUGACGGUGACUAAGGCUUUAGCAUUGGUGGACUUAGAUUUGGUGAUUGGUUGCAAGGUGUCAUUAUGUUUCAGCGGAAGUAACGACUGUACUGCGCCCUCCUGCGGUGGAAAACGACGUAAAAGGGAAACGGACUUUGCAGAUUCGGAGUCCAAUACGACACAAGCCUGGUUGUAUGAAGGUUUUCAAAUGCAAAUAGUCAAUCACGGAAAUACGCCUACCGAUCCUAGCGACCCAGAUAAUGGUGUAAUACCAACGCAACCAGGUACAAACGAUAUCUGCUUGGACAAACAAGAUUUCUGGGCUAUACUUCUAAGUUUGUUGCUAUUGUUGUUGUGCAUAGCUGUUGGUUUUUGCUGCUUCUUUCUGUUCACAAGGAGACAGCAACGUCGAAGGAAGAUGGUUGAAGCAGGCAGAAGUUCCUUCGUACCCACUACCAUCGCGUCACCUACCACGGCAACAUCAGUGUCAUCUCUCAGUACAUCAAGCGAAAGUCAGCCAUAUUUUCUACCACGAUAUGUGGCUUUUUCUGUGAAUUCAUCCGGAAAAAAAUCGAUGCUUUCAUAGUUUCAAAACAUUAUUUCUUAAUUGUUGUCAGCACGUGCAAUUUUCAUGAAGCUUCAAAUAACAUUUAACAACAAAAGUGAUAAUAUCACAAACUUAAAUAUGGUAGAAAAUUCUUUGCAUGUGAAGUCGUUAUGUCAUUCUUAUAUUAAACUUUGUUUCAAAUUUGCCCAGUGAUGUCUAAGGAAACAAAUGAACGAAAACUGGUUCCUAAUCAAUAGUUUAAGACGAUUCGGUUAUUUUCAAGUUCAAGAUUUGUUUAAAUUUCUAAAAGUCAUCAAAUUACUUUUAACCCGCUAAUACGCAUGUAUAGAUGAAUCACUUUUCAUAAAAUUCAUUCUUGCAGAUUGAUUGUCUAGAAAUCUAAAUUUAAAGUUUUGUCGAGGAAAAAUCUGUUCAC
Mercenaria mercenaria is the source of this 1076-nucleotide messenger RNA. RefSeq lists its product as uncharacterized. The record is from RefSeq and is a predicted model, not a curated record. The coding region runs from base 38 to 679 and encodes 213 amino acids. NCBI's taxonomy places the organism in Eukaryota, Metazoa, Mollusca, Bivalvia, Venerida, Veneridae. The transcript has 4 exons.